AUGACAACAAAUCAAGGCCCAUUUUCGCAAUCGCUUAAGGAGCUUCGGGCAUUGAUUGCCGAAAUUGAAGCAGAGGUGGGCUCCGAGACAGAGGCACAACAGCCCCAGGCUCAAUCAGUGGCGGCGCCUCUGGAGGCAAACGUAGCGCGUCUUAGCACGAGCGCAGAGAAGGAGGCCACGGCGAACGUUUCGAAGCAAGUCGCGCCCAAGAAGAAGCAGGAGAAGGCACCCAAGCAACCACCCAAGCCGGCUGUCAGCAGGGACCCCUUCGAAGAUGCUACACUACAGGUGGCGCAAGUGCAAGUCGUAGAGCGCCACCCCGAUGCCGAUUCGCUCUACGUGUGCCAGGUCGCGCUCGGGGAGGAGACCAGACAGCUCGUGACAGGCCUGGUGAAGUACUACUCGGUCGAGGAGCUGCAGGACCGACUGAUCGUGGUCAUUACCAACUUGAAGGCGAGCAAGCUGCGCGGCAAGGAGAGCAAUGCGAUGCUGCUCGCGGGCGACGACAGCGCCACCAGCAAGCAGGGGCUUGUCAAGCUCCUCGCUCCCCCGCAGGGUGCGGAGGUCGGCGACAGGGUGUAUCUGGAGGGCCAGCAGCCUAGCGCCGAUCCUGCUGCUUGCCUCAACCACAAGCAAUGGGGCAAAGUGGUCCCCGAGUUCGCUGUUGUGGGCGGAAAGGCAACGUACAAGGGCCAAGUGCUGGUUACCAAGGACGGCCCUCUGACCGUGCCCGAUCUGCCCGAUGGCUCUGGCAUCCACUGA
Molecule: messenger RNA, 762 nt
Organism: Acanthamoeba castellanii str. Neff
Lineage: Eukaryota; Discosea; Longamoebia; Acanthamoebidae
Product: tRNA binding domain containing protein
Exons: 8
Coding region: 1-762 (253 amino acids)
Molecular function (GO): tRNA binding
Source: RefSeq, a predicted model, not a curated record